AUGACGUUUGGAACAGUAACUAAACCGUUUGCUAAGGAAAAGAACGAUCCAGCAGUUGGUGUUGAUCCGCGACCAGACGAAACAAGUGAGUAUGUUUAUAUCAAUGAAGGUUUCUCUGUAAUUCCCAUUAUUUUCCAGGUGAAUCACAGUCAUGAAGCCGUGAAAUAGAGCGAUUGAUUUGAUUUUAAAUCGGAAUAACUGGACUUCCCUCUCACGGCCUUUGUUUUGGAGCAUACAGGACGCAUGUUGAUGCAUCCGGGUUACGUGAAUUUCAAUGGAAAUGCAUUCCGUCUCUUAACCAAAUGCAUGAACUGUUGCCGGAGAACAAAACGGAACGUGACGUGAUUCCAAUCCGUCUGAAGACUCCUUUUUCGGAUACAUUCUGAAUCCGAUGGAUGCAAAAUCACCCCUCCUAACGUCAGAAUCUCCGCCCAUUUUUCCGUGCAGCUCUUCUGCACAUUCAUGUGUCGCAGUUGUGUUUUGACUUGUUUCGCUUCACUAGUCUUAAAAUUGUCCGUUUUUUGCCAUUAAUUGGUUUCUUUCCCUAUUUUUUCGCUGAAACUUCAUUGUAUCCAAGAAAUUCAUUUCUAUUCUCCUCUACUCUCUUCCCAAUAUUUCCGUCUAACCGUUAUUGACUUUUCACGCGUUUGCCCUUCCCUCGUACUAAGCUUAAAAUUUUGCAGGCAAGAUGAUGGACGAAGAUGGAAUCGUCAGAAACGGAUAUGAGAAGAUAUUUGGAGCAAUACUCGACAGUCAACCUUGUCCUCGACUGACUGUUGCUGAUCUGGCAGAAGCGUAUUGGUCGAGCUUAGAGCACAGACCGACUCGGCAUCAAGAGGUAGUCCUCGGACUGAAGCGCACGGAACCAUCGUCGCUGGCGGGUUUAGCUGCUACCUCAUACAUAAACAAAGUUGUGGAGCGCGAAGAUGUCAGAAACAAGAUUGCAGAGAUUCUGCGCCGAGGUAAGCGUCAAUAGAAGACGUUUUGAGGAGAACUAUUUGAUUUUUAGGAGAGGUCACAUUGGAAAAGUGCAGAUUUGUCUAUGACAAUGCGCUUCUCGUACAAUAUGCAAUCAUGUCGUCUUUGAUGCUUAUACCGGAUCAAAAAGUGGUGUUCACUUACAAAGCGGGAUUGUUCAGUGUGUUCGCGAACGGCAUUUACUAUGUACAUGAAGUCGUGCGCGAUGACCAGUACGUAGAUAAUCGCUAUAUUGUGGAAAUGGCGAGAGUCGUUCUCUAUGCCCCCAAACUCACUUUGGCGGUUAUUUUUAAAGGUGAGGUUGCGUUAUUAGUUGACUGAAUGACAAUGUGAGACAAUUUACAGUGACGGCACCACCGUUCUGGACUUCGCCACCCAACUCUUCUUGUAGCCUGGAAUUUCUUAAAUUUCUGCUGUUCGAAUUGCCGAAAGGUCUACCAAACGUGAAGCCGAGCCGUCAUCUUUAUGGCAGAGAAGGCAAUCCCUUUGGUUGGCGAUGCUCUAUUGAUCUUGACAGAGAUCUCGUCACUUUUCGACCAGAUAGACAUGGUCCUUUCCAUUUUGAAUAAACAUCUCGCAUGUUUUAAUAAAUUAAUAAAUUUUAUUAAAUUUUUUUAAUAAAUUUUAAUAAAUUAAGUUUGCUCAAAUUUUUUUCAUUCAAUUUUUUUGUUUGAAUGGAAGUAAAAUGCGCCAAAAACGUUUUCUUUGUUAGCGCAUUUCGCAUAUCACUCCUUUGUGAAAACGUAGUAAUUCAAAAAGAGUUGAAAAUUUCGGUCAAAAUUACUUGCCUCAACUGGAUUCAGCUAAGUAAGCUUUGAAAAACUUUAAGUCAUUCGUCUUUGUGAAUAUUUCGUAAAUUUUUAAUUCUAGAAUGCCUUACGGUGUUAUGAUGUAUCUCUCACAGUCGUUUUCUAUUUGCUAUUUCAUAUAUUUAUGUUUCUGUCUUCUCAAAUGUUCCAAUAAUUUUUCCAUUUGAAUAACAGACAUAGUGUGGUUCUUCUCCGUUUGUUUUAAAAUCUGCGAAUAAAUAAAGUGACUACACUGGUUUGUGUGAGAAGUUUAAGCAACGACAAGCAACAAUAAUAAUAGACUAGCAAGAUGACCGGCCUGCUCGGAUGUUUUACUUUGAAUGAAUUUUUUUCAGUGUUGGAAAUGUUUAGAUCAUAUUGGAGUCUGUCAAGCCGACCGGGCCGGAGAAUUUCAGAUUUAGGCCCGACCCGACUCGUUGUAAGCCUGAAAAAUAAAGAUCGUGACAUAAUUUGUGAUAUUAUACGUUUUGUUUCCUUUUCCUCCCUCCAUUGUGCUUUUUGUUGCUCUACACCCACGGAAUUCCAGUUCAAUAAAACACUUACGAGGGUCAGAGCCCAUGUAAUCCCAUCGUCCUACCCUUCCCCAUUUUUCUUUUUUCCACUCCUACUAAUUGGAUGGACACGAAUCCGAACCAAACAAAAAGAGGAUUAUAGUGGAGUGGAGUGGAAAGCAUAAAUUUUCUCGACUGCACGCCUUCAAGAGGCCAAAGUUACGCCGAGCGAUAGAGCACAUAAACUCUCUUCUUCUUCCUUUCUUUCUCUUUCCCUCUUCUUAUUGAUCCACUAGCUCGUCGAAGGGGCAAAGUGGAAGAGAACGGGGGGAAACGGAGAUGAAGAGGAAAAGGGAGAAGAAAAGAAGAAGCUCCGUGGGUUCUGCUCUCAUUUCUUCUUAUUUAUGUCUCAAUUCAUUUUGCCGCCCCAUCUCCCCAUCCUCGCUCCCUCUCUCCCUUUUCACGCACUUCUUCUUCUUCUUCUUUCUUCUUCCCGUCCACUUCUCUUGAACUAUUCAGUCCUUCCUUCUUUUCAGUUCUCAGACGUUGAAAUGGCGGCCGUCACGGGCGCAUCCGACGCGAUUCAACAGGGGCAGUUCCCCAACGUCUACCAAAAGAUGUUCAAGAUAUUCCUGAAAGAUGACGUUGACCCGUCGACGCUAGCCAUUUUCGGCAAGGCCUACUUAAAUGAGGUUCAGGACCUGGAGACCAUUGACCCAACCUCUCUGCAGUUUCUGUCUGUGCAAACUUUCAUGAAGGACAAGCUGAAGCACGAUCCGGAAGUUCGCGAGAAGCUGGCAAUGUUAUUCAGAGAAUGUGAGUUAAUGUGAUAAUCUGUAGACUGAUUAAAAAUUGUUUUCCGAAAAAAGUCUGUUACUGGGAAUCUGAUAUUAUUAGAAACGCGUUUUUGCCGCACCCGCUGUAGCUGCUACUCACUUAAACAUUUCGAAUCAAAAGUUAGGCGCCUAUUAGAAGAAGUCCAUUUUUAGGUCCGAUCGAUAAAAACGACAUCCCCUUCGUUUACUUCCACCCGGAACUUCUCAAAGCGGCGUUCUCCAAGGCUGUUAUCAACACCAACGGAGUUUUCGUGGAAUAUCUCCGCAAAAGCUUCCUGGCCACGAUCGACGACAACUGCUAUUAUAACGAAAUAGUGGAUGAGAGAAGAACAAAAGAGCGCAAUUUUAUGUCAAUUAUGAAAUCAUUCGCUAAGUCGGCCUUUGACGCCAAGGUUCCAGUCAUCUUUUUUACGAGUGAGAAUUUGAGCUCAACAUGUUUCACAAUAACUGCAAAAAUUUUCAGUGGAAAAGCAAGAAGGAGACUCCAAAAGACCGUACAAAACUAUCAAGACCAUGCUGAAAGAACUGCCGCGAAGAAAGCCGCCACGUUUCUUCGACAGCCGAUUCUUCCUGUGCAGCGGCAAUCCCUACGGAUAUCAUUUCUACGUCCUGACCGACGUGGAUCAGUUCUGUGCGGUUGGAUUCAGUUUGGAGAAGGACGCGGUGUACGAGUACAUCCAUCAGCAUCAUCAGCACAAUCAUCAUCUCCAUCUCCUUUAUCAUCUUUAUCUUCAUUAA
Molecule: messenger RNA, 3852 nt
Organism: Caenorhabditis sp. 36 PRJEB53466
Lineage: Eukaryota; Metazoa; Nematoda; Chromadorea; Rhabditida; Rhabditidae
Source: the annotation of a GenBank genome assembly